AACAGGGGCUGCGGAGACCCGCCGGCGCCGGAGUGGACGCAGCGCUAGCAGUCUUCCUGCGGUCCGAUUCAGUCAUACUGCAUUUCGCGGCCAGCCGCGGGUUUGGCGGCUGAAGUUAUGCAGCCCCGUGGCGAGCGGCCUGCUGGCAGGACGCAGAGUCCAGAGCACAGUAGCCCGGGGCCCGGGCCCGAGGCGCCACCGCCGCCCCAGCCACCGGCCCCUGAGACAGAUCGAGCUCGGCCCAGGCAGGCCCGGCCUGCAGCCCCCAUGGAAGGUGCGAUGCAGCUGCUGAGCCGAGAGGGUCACAGUGUGGCACACAACUCGAAGCGGCACUACCACGAUGCCUUUGUGGCUAUGAGCCGCAUGCGGCAGCGUGGCCUCCUGUGCGACAUCGUCCUGCAUGUGGCAGCCAAGGAGAUUCGUGCUCAUAAGGUGGUGUUGGCCUCCUGUAGCCCGUACUUCCACGCCAUGUUCACAAAUGAGAUGAGUGAGAGCCGCCAGACACAUGUGACGCUGCAUGACAUUGACCCUCAGGCCUUAGACCAGCUGGUGCAGUUUGCAUACACUGCAGAGAUCGUGGUGGGCGAGGGCAACGUUCAGACUCUACUCCCAGCUGCCAGCCUGCUGCAAUUGAAUGGUGUCCGAGAUGCCUGCUGCAAGUUCCUCCUGAGCCAGCUUGACCCUUCCAACUGCCUGGGCAUUCGAGGAUUUGCAGACACACACUCAUGCAGUGACCUGCUCAAGGCAGCACACAGGUACGUGCUGCAGCACUUCGUGGAUGUGGCCAAGACCGAAGAGUUCAUGCUGCUGCCACUGAAGCAGGUGCUGGAAUUGGUCUCUAGCGAUAGCCUGAACGUGCCUUCAGAGGAAGACGUCUAUCGUGCAGUCCUGAGCUGGGUCAAACAUGAUGUAGACACUCGGAGACAGCAUGUACCACGGCUGAUGAAGUGUGUACGGCUGCCUCUGCUGAGCCGAGACUUCCUAUUGGGCCAUGUGGAUGCUGAAAGCCUUGUGAGGCAUCAUCCUGACUGCAAGGAUCUACUCAUUGAGGCUCUUAAGUUCCACCUACUUCCUGAGCAGAGAGGUGUUCUGGGUACUAGCCGCACAAGACCCCGACGCUGUGAGGGUGCUGGUCCUGUGCUCUUUGCUGUGGGUGGUGGGAGCCUGUUUGCCAUCCAUGGAGACUGUGAAGCAUAUGACACUCGAACUGACCGCUGGCAUGUGGUGGCCUCCAUGUCCACACGCCGGGCCCGUGUGGGAGUCGCUGCUGUUGGAAACCGACUCUAUGCUGUGGGCGGCUAUGAUGGAACCUCAGACCUGGCUACGGUGGAGUCCUAUGACCCUGUGACAAACACAUGGCAGCCCGAGGUGUCCAUGGGCACAAGACGAAGCUGCCUGGGUGUAGCUGCCCUGCAUGGGCUUCUGUAUGCUGCCGGUGGCUAUGAUGGGGCUUCCUGCCUCAACAGGUAUGCUGAACGAUAUGACCCACUGACAGGAACAUGGACAUCCAUUGCUGCCAUGAGCACCCGGAGGCGAUAUGUGCGUGUGGCGACACUUGAUGGGAACCUGUACGCCGUGGGUGGUUAUGACAGUUCAUCACACCUGGCCACCGUGGAGAAGUACGAGCCCCAGGUGAAUUCAUGGACACCUGUGGCCUCCAUGCUGAGCCGGCGCAGCUCAGCAGGUGUAGCGGUGCUGGAGGGUGCCCUGUAUGUGGCAGGGGGCAACGAUGGCACAAGCUGCCUCAACUCAGUGGAGAGAUACAGCACCAAAGCUGGUGCCUGGGAGAGUGUGGCACCCAUGAAUAUCCGCAGGAGUACACAUGACCUGGUAGCCAUGGACGGAUGGCUCUACGCUGUUGGGGGCAAUGAUGGCAGCUCCAGCCUCAACUCCAUAGAGAAAUACAACCCGAGGACCAACAAGUGGGUGGCAGCGUCCUGCAUGUUCACGAGACGCAGCAGUGUGGGUGUGGCAGUGCUGGAGCUGCUCAACUUCCCACCACCUUCCUCACCCACGCUGUCUGUGUCCUCUACCAGCCUCUGACACACGUCAGACUGCACAGAGGCCCUGCAGCCUCCUACAUGCCUUAAACCCUACGGGGUGGCCCUACCACCUCUGUCUCCUCCACCAAGUGUUAGGGCAGAUCACAUAUCUCACCAGAGAGCUCCUGCUCCUUCUGUCUUGGUCUCUGUGUUCAUUUGUCCUUGUUCAUUUAUUUGUGUGCUGUUUGUUCACUCACUUAUUUAUUGAUUCACUAUUUAUUGAUGGAUGAGAAGUGCUGCAGCUGCCAGUUCACACAUGUACUCUCAAUUGUCAGCUCCCCUGCAUGUAGGGACCACGGAGCCCUUCAGAGUGCCCUCCUGCCUGUCUGCCUUUGUGGAGCAGCAGAGCAUCCUGGGGGUGGACACUCACUGAAGGAGGGUAAACAGCAGUAGCUAGGCCUUGCAAACAGUAGGGGCCAGAGCAACCAGAGCAGAGGCAAGGGCUUUCUGAGAAGAUGCAGACCCCAACCAGAGCUUUGCACACAGCACUUACCUGUCUCUGCCAGGGACUGUCCCUGAAGGGCAAAAAGCAAAUUUAUUUCUUUUUGUCUUGUGUAUACAGUGUGAUGUCUUUUCUGGGUCUUCUGUGGAGCUGGGCACACAACAUGCACUUAGAUCCUACACAGCAAUAUGAGCCAACUUGAACAAUAAACAUAUUUCUUGGGCCUUGUGGGCCUGAGGCUGAAUGUCCAUCUCUGGCCCCUUUUGUACGCUCUGCUUCUGGGCCUUCAGCACAUCUUUGGCUCCUGUCUGGACAACAAGGUGAAGGUCGACAGGCAAGUGUGCAGCCAGGCUUGGAUGCCACACUCAUGUCUGGGACUGCAAAAUGGCAGAGCAGAGACUGGUAUAUGGGUUAGCCAGCAGAGACGGGCUGUCGUCCUAGUCCCGAGGCUCCCAUGCUCGGGGGCUGUGGAGGGCAUGAGGAAGAUCGGCCCCAACUUUAUCGUUCCUGUCUUAG
Messenger RNA from Acomys russatus (golden spiny mouse), 3000 nucleotides. RefSeq names its product kelch like family member 17 (gene Klhl17). Bases 118 to 2043 code for a protein of 641 amino acids. The record is from RefSeq and is a predicted model, not a curated record. NCBI's taxonomy places the organism in Eukaryota, Metazoa, Chordata, Mammalia, Rodentia, Muridae. The transcript has 12 exons. Gene Ontology annotation, molecular function: protein binding.